Messenger RNA from Aspergillus calidoustus, 732 nucleotides. The record is from the annotation of a GenBank genome assembly. NCBI's taxonomy places the organism in Eukaryota, Fungi, Ascomycota, Eurotiomycetes, Eurotiales, Aspergillaceae.
AUGGCUCACAAUUCCCCCAAUUACGGCUGGCAACACCGCUCGCCGCAGCCUCUACACCCUUCUUCCAUGGCCAUGGAUCAACAGAAUUUCUCGCAACCUCAUGGCCUACCUUCACAUCCCGGGUACCAAGUCGGAUAUUCCUCUCACCACUCGGCUUCACAGAGCUACUACCAACCAGGGCCCCCAUCAUCUCAAUACCUCUAUUCACAACACCCGAAUGCCUCACAGAACCGUCAUCACCCUAGAAGUGCUUCCAUACCAUAUUCGUUUCCGAGCACCUCGGUUCCCACAAGCUCUUCGCCAAUGCCUGAACACAUGUUUACCUCAUCCCCGCCGUCUUAUCUCGUCAACCAAUCAGAAUACUACUUAGCACAAGGUUCUUCAAUCUCUUCAAACACUGGAUCGAUAGCCGCCACCCCUCAACCACAGCCGCUUAUGUCCUCGGGGACAGUCUACUCAUCACCCGAUUCUGCUCCAGCAUCUACGGAUCCCGAACAGCAGGUUCGAGUCAUCAGUUUCCGGCCGAAACCACAAUGUUGGGAUCACGGAUGCAAUGGGCGCGAAUUUUCGACUUUUAGCAACCUGUUACGCCACCAACGAGAAAAAUCAGGUGUCGUGGCCAAGGCGGAAUGCCCCAGUUGUGGUGCUGUCUUUACACGAACAACAGCGAGAAAUAUCCACGUUGCUCAAGGCAAGUGCAAGGGCAUUGGGAGAGACGCCUCGAGUCGUUAG